AUGAGAAACCGUGUAAGAAAAAACAAUAUUGGACAGUUCUCCGACGAACAAAUGGAGAGAGCUGUUAAACUUAUUCUCGAAAAUAAAAUUAGCUUAAGAAGAGCAGCAGACGAAUGUAAUGUUAGUUUUGUUACAUUAUUUAGGUAUGUAAAAAAGCAAAAAGCUGCCAACGAUGAAGGAUCUAAUAUGAAAAUUCGUUUUACUCAUAAGUAUAAUUCCCGUUUAAUAUUCACUGCCGAACUAGAAAAACUUUUAUCAGAGUAUUUAUUGAUCUGUUCCAAAAUGUGCUACGGAAAAUCAACACGUGAUACACGUGAGCUGGCAAAUGAAAUGGCUAUGAUAAAUGAGAUAAAUGUACCUCCAAGCUGGCAUGUUAACUCAGCUGCUGGUUUGGACUGGCUAAGAGGUUUUUUAAAAAGAAAUACAACAUUGUCCAAAAGACAACCUGAGAAGUGUUCUCUUUCUCGCUGCACAUCAUUUUAUCGGCUACGAUAAUCUUAAAAGAAGCCUUACAACGUUCAACAAGUUUUGCAGAUGGUUCAAGGAUAUGGAAUUUAGAUGAAACUGCCACCUCUACAGUAAUAAAUAAAUCUGUCAAAGUAAUCGCAGAAAAGGGAUCUAGGGGGGUAUCCACUAUAGCGGCUGGAGAAAAAGGUACACUGGUGACAACCGCCGGCUCUCGUUUUUCCCCGUGUAAAAUUCAAAGACCAUAUGUUAAUAAACGGCCCCCCAGGAUCUUAAGGAUUGGCGACUAAAAGUGGGUGGAUGACUGCGGAUAUUUUCCCUCAAGUCAUUAAGCAUUUUAUUAAACAUACAUUGUCUUCAAAAGAAAACCCAACGUUACUAAUAAUGGAUAACCAUCACAGCCAUAUAUGCAUUGAAGUCAUAAAUCUAGCUAAAGAAAAUGGUGUAACAAUAGUCACACUUCCACCCCAUUGCAGUGGAAAGUUACAACCACUGGAUGUUUCAUGUUAUGCUCCAUUCAAAACAUAUUAUGCUGCUGCUGUAGAUUCUUGGCAAAAACAAAAUCCAGGAAAGGUUUUCUCAAUAUAUAACAUUGCUGGUUGUGUAAAUGAAGCACAUCAAAAAACUAUGAUACCAACAACAAUUGUCAAUGGAUUUAGGAAAACUGGAAUUUUUGCUUAUAACCGCGAUUUAUUUACUGAAGCCGACUAUAUGUCUAGUUUUGUAACUGACAGACCAAAUCCUGAACAUUCAACCGAAAUUGAUCUUAUCGAUCCCCCACUACUCGCUGGUCCAUCAUCACAAUCAAAUGAAGAGCCUUCACUGCAUAAAUCCCAACAUGUUUUGCAAAACACAAGUGAAAUGAAAACAAUUGAUAAUAAAACUUUUAGAAGUCUUGCGGAAUUCAAAGCCUAGAAAGGCGAUUGGAAAUCUAAUUGAGAAUCUGAAAAAAAUCUAAUUGAGAACGCAGCAUCGGAAGCUGCUGCCAAAAAUUCUAAAAUUAGCAUUUCUAAAAGAAAAGAAGCAACAAAAAAAAUAUUUGUCCAAGAGUCCAGUGAUAAAGACGAUCCACUUGAUGAUUGGUCAGCUACUUCCUCAAUUGGAGGGUUAUUUGACCCUGAUGAUAUAGAACAGGAAAAUGCCGUAGAAUUAUCUUUUACUCCAGUAGAGUUUCUAAGAGUAAAUGAAUUUGUAUUGGUUGAAUUUACAGAUAAGAAAAAGUUUUAUUAUGCUGGCCGAGUGACUAAAGAAAAAAAUGACGAAGAUGAAGUAGAAAUUUCAUUUUUAAGAAAAAGUGCUAAAGUGGCUCGAGCUUUUUCCUAUCCCCUAGUUGAAGACAUUGCAUUCGUUAAUAUUAAGGAUGUUAAAUUAAUAUUACCUAAUCCAGAAAAGAAACAAGGAUCCAAAAGAACACAAAGUUAUCUAAUUUUUGAAAUGUCAUUCUCAAAUUUAGAAGUACGUUAAUAUAUAGGUGGAUAUAGCUUUAUUUGUAAUCAUAUUAUUUCUUAAUAAAAAUUUGUGUUUUAAAGCUCA
This is a messenger RNA of Diabrotica virgifera virgifera (western corn rootworm), 1998 nucleotides long. RefSeq lists its product as uncharacterized. The coding region runs from base 1 to 495 and encodes 164 amino acids. Gene Ontology annotation, molecular function: DNA binding. The transcript is spliced from 2 exons. NCBI's taxonomy places the organism in Eukaryota, Metazoa, Arthropoda, Insecta, Coleoptera, Chrysomelidae. The record is from RefSeq and is a predicted model, not a curated record.